Messenger RNA from Nematocida major, 1656 nucleotides. RefSeq lists its product as uncharacterized. The record is from RefSeq and is a predicted model, not a curated record. The transcript has a single exon. NCBI's taxonomy places the organism in Eukaryota, Fungi, Microsporidia. The coding region runs from base 1 to 1656 and encodes 551 amino acids.
AUGCCUAUGAAAGAGCAGAACAUUGUUGUGGUCGAUUUGGAAACAGCAUGGAAAAGUCUGGAAGACAGCCGCCUUCUGCGGUCCUUUGCAGCAGGGUCGUUCGGGUUUAAUCUGGUGCUGUUUGAGGCAUUUGAAAAGAACUUUGUUCUAAAAACCCCUGCUGGCCUGCCUAAGGCGGAGAUUUCAAUUCUCACAAGCCUCAAAAGAGAGCUGCUAUAUGUCCUGCUGUGCGACAUGGGGUUUAUGUUUGGUGAUAAAAACAGCCCCGAUUUUUUGGAAAAGUGCUGCCUCUACGUGGAAUCAAAAGAGGCAGAAAAGAAGAUUUUGGCGCUAAUAGAAAAGAUGAGCUUUAUUCGCUCUGCCAUAGAUGUUUCCGAGAAAGCAGAGAGCAUGGCGGAUGUGCCAAUGGCGCGCCAAAAGUCGCUGGAAGCUCUUCAGGUAGAGACCGUGAAGGAAGCAGCGAGGCUUGUAGAACAUAUAGCCUUACUUAAAAAGAAGGCUAUACAGCCGUUUGAGUCCGAAAAGGCUGAGCUAGAAGGCAGCGGCGCCUGGCAAGAGGAGAUGGCGCCAGAGCCACUCGGAAACUUUAGCGAAUGCAAAGCCUUUUUGAAGAAUGCGCUAGAGAAGACCUUAAACGCGCUUUUCUACAGCAAGCAGUGCAGAAGCGCGAACAUGCGGAACUGCCUUCUGCAGGGGAUUUCAAGCUCCCUCAGCCUUUUUAUAUGCGCUGAUGUUACAAACGCGCUGCAAAACAUAAGAGACAACUACUUUAAUGGCAAGUUAUACCUGUACAUGUCGCACUUUCUCCAAAAGAACCCUUUGCAAAGGUUUUCCUCUCCGCCCGGAGGGCCUUCGCCCUGCCCAGUGAGCGCAGCAAAUUUAAAAUUUGGAGUAUUCAAGCACAUUCUGGACAUACAUACGUUUCUAUGCAUAGUGAUGCACGCCCCAAAUAAGCGCUGCGAGUUUUUGGGCAAUCUGGCCUUUGUUGACCAGAAGAUGCAAAGGUCAGCGAUUGACCUGGAGAGGAUAUAUACAGCCGCGGCAUAUCCAUUUGUCUACAGAAAGGAGCCAGCCCUGCAGCUUGCACACAUGGCCACUGCGCUGUCUCUUUUCGGGGCUUUUACUCCACCUUUCAGCGGGUUCGUCUUAGAGCGGAUUCUAAGCGUGUGCAGGGAGGCCUUCCACACAAAGCGUACAGGCUGUGAAAGGCAUAGUGCGCGCAGAUGUGGCUGCACUUCUUCAGAUGCCAAGAAAGCCUCCGCUGUAUUUAAAGGAGAAAGCAACCAAAAACACAACCCAGCCUUCUCAGGCACAGGCGCCCACUGCACAUCGCAAUUAUUCCUUGCAGAAACAUUUUUUUCUCUGGCUACUAUAAUGGACAUUAAAUACUCUAGCUUUGGCGCUCUAGACCUGGACGUUUUCAAUUAUGUAAACUUGCCGAGUCUGAGCCACGCGCAGAGAGCACCUAUCCAAAGCAAACCUCUGUCUCUUCACAGGCCUGCUGUCGGGACUGUCCAGCAAGGCCGUGCACUUUGCUUUCUCUUUGGCUUCUAUGGGGUAUGCAUUUUUUUCUUUUCCAUUCUAGCUCUCUUUAUAUGUGCAGCCUAUGCCAUUGGGCCAUGUAUGUUUGAAGACAGCAAAGUGGGCAGUCUCUAG